UCCGUGUGAGGGCGCUGUGGCGUGUUUGAACGGACAGUUUCUCAUCUCGCGCAGGAACUGAGGCAUCCUUGACAACAAUCGCCGGUUGUCUGUUGUUUGUGUGUUGACGCUUUUGUUUACUUUUGGUUUUUCGACGCCCGUUAAUUUUAUUCAUAUAGAUUUUAAAACAUUUAAACAUUCGUUUUAAGAUCAUCUCUCCACGUUUUAUAAUAAUACGACUCUCUCGUACGCACCGUUUGUCGCCCAUAUCAGUCAAGGUUUUGUUAUGUGACGUGAAAUGCAUCUGUAAAAGGGUUGUCAAGCUUAAAACAUCUACAGUGGCUCCAUGGAACCCAGUAAUGAUGUGGCGCUUGAUAUCAUCGUUACCAAUGUCGUAUCUGUCUUCAGAACCAGGUGCCAUCUAAACCUGCGUACCAUCGGCCUAGAGGGGACUAAUGUCAUCUACAAGCCUGAAAUGGGAAAAGUCCUGAUGAAGCUGCGGAAGCCACGGAUCACUGCCUCUAUAUGGUCAUCAGGGAAAAUUAUUUGCACUGGAGCAACAAGUGAGGAAGAAGCCAAACUAGGUGCUCGGCGGUUGGCCCGCUGCCUGCAGAAGAUUGGAUUCAAGGUGAGGUUCUCGGACUUUAAGGUUGUCAAUGUAUUGGCGGUGUGCUCCUUGCCUUUUCAAAUCCGUCUCAUUGAGUUCACUAAGAAUAACCGACCAAUUGCCAGCUAUGAACCCGAGCUCCAUCCUGCUGCGACAUACAGAAUUAAAAACCUCAGGAGUACAGUGCAGGUGUUUUCCACAGGCAAUAUCACUGUUACAGGACCAAAUGUGCAGAGCGUGGCGUCUGCUGUGGAGCAGAUUUAUCCUCUGCUGUUUGAGUGUCAGAAAACAGUCAUAAACCACACACACAUGUAGGCACCAGUUUGAAAUGAAAAGCACCUUAUUAUUGAAUGUUUAAGGCUUGUAACUGUUGUACUGUAUGUGUUUCCAAGGCAGCUUUUGCCAUUUCACGUCCAAGCAGGUCUGGGUCGUGUGUUUUCAGAGUCAUACCUUUGAACUUUCAGACCCCACGUUGAUAAAUGACGACCUCUUAAAGCUCAGAAGAGGACCAUUAGUGCAUUGACAUUGUGUGGUAUACACACUUGAAUUAACUGUAUUAUAUAAUGCAUGGACACCAAAGUAAAACCCUGGACAAAACGUCUUGGAAAUUUUAGCUAAUUUGAUUCUAGUAACAUUUUUGGAGCUCUUUUAUUAAUACUAUAAAUUAGAAGCAAGAAGUUAAAGGGCAAACACUUCACAUUUAAAAAAGCAGGUGAUGUAUAUCUGGUGUAGACUGUGGACAAGAACACUCUUGGCAUAAACAUAAACAUGUUUAUGUAGUAUAUGAAAACUUUUGUAUUUUAUAAGCUAAAAUAAAAUAAUCCCUAUAUUAA
This is a messenger RNA of Carassius carassius (crucian carp), 1419 nucleotides long. Its product is annotated as TATA box-binding protein-like 1. The transcript is spliced from 7 exons. Bases 326 to 901 code for a protein of 191 amino acids. The record is from RefSeq and is a predicted model, not a curated record. Gene Ontology annotation, molecular function: DNA binding; general transcription initiation factor activity. Gene Ontology annotation, biological process: DNA-templated transcription initiation. Lineage: Eukaryota; Metazoa; Chordata; Actinopteri; Cypriniformes; Cyprinidae.